Messenger RNA from Phyllopteryx taeniolatus (common seadragon), 3456 nucleotides. RefSeq names its product insulin-like growth factor 1 (gene igf1). The transcript is spliced from 5 exons. The coding region runs from base 397 to 966 and encodes 189 amino acids. Lineage: Eukaryota; Metazoa; Chordata; Actinopteri; Syngnathiformes; Syngnathidae. The record is from RefSeq and is a predicted model, not a curated record. Gene Ontology annotation, molecular function: hormone activity; growth factor activity. Gene Ontology annotation, cellular component: extracellular region.
AACGCGUGCCCAAAACUCGUUAAUGAAUAACUUCGGAGGAGCGCGAUCGCGGCUGAAGGCUGGCCCAGCUGUUUCCUGCUGCUGCACAUGUCUUCGCCCCGCGCCCUGUGUGUGCAAUGUUAGAUCAAUGUGAGGGAUUUUCUGGCUAAAUCCGUCUCCUGUUCACUAAAUCUCACUUCUCUCCAAAAGGAGCGUGCGCAAUGGAACAAAAGUGGGAAUGUUGAGAUGUGACAUUGGCCCCCGGCGCGCGCAUCUCGUCCGCUUUUUCUGCCCCGUUCGCUCUUCUCCUUCAUCCUCUCUUCUUUUUUCCCUUCGUUCCUCAGUUUUUGAAUGACUUGAAACAAGUUGACUCGUCGCCGGCUUUUUUUUUUUUGGUUGCGGAGACCCUGGUCGGGGAUGCCCUGCGCUCUUUCCUCCCUCCGGUGGCAUUUAUGGGACGUCCUCAAGAGUGCGAUGUGCUGGAUGUCCCGUAGCCACACCCUCUCGCUACUGCUGUGCGUCCUCAGCCUGACUCCGGCGGCUUCAGGAGCGCGGCCAGAGACGCUGUGCGGGGCGGAGCUGGUCGACACGCUGCAGUUUGUGUGCGGAGAGAGGGGCUUUUAUUUCAGUAAGCCAACGGGCUACGGCCCCAACGCCCGCCGGUCACGGGGCAUCGUGGACGAGUGCUGCUUCCAGAGCUGCGAGCUGCGCCGGCUGGAGAUGUACUGCGCGCCCGCCAAGACCAGCAAGGCCGCACGCUCGGUGCGCGCCCAGCGGCACACGGACGCGCCGCGGGCCGCCAAGGUCGGCGGGGGCGGCGCUGGCCACAAGGCCGACAAGGGCUCGGACCGACGGGCGGCCGUGCAGACGGACAAGACAAAAAUUAAGAAGAGACCUUUACCCGGACACAGUCAUUCAGCCUUUAAGGAUUUGCAUCCCAAAAACUCAAGUCGAGGCAACACCGCGGGCCGAAACUACCGAAUGUAGGCGAGGGGUGCAGGCCGUGGCCUUACCUGCCGCCCCCACCUCUGCCGCCCCCCGACGGUUGGCCCUAAACCACGACGGUAACGUGACAAGAGGAUGGAGAGCAGCGAAGCUACCACAGAUGUUGUCACUGUUUUCUACACUGCACCGUUCUAUAUCGGGAUCAAUUCUUUGUAAACGUAACAGACGCUAGUUUAGUUGCUAACAGACAAGUGAAUAAGUGGACACGAAGCAUUUCAAAUCUCCCUACCAUUUACCCAUCAGAAUCAGAUGAUUCUGAUUCUGAUCAUGCAUUGCUGAGGUUUUCUUUUCUUUUAACAAAACCCCAAAAAGACCGAGGUGGCUCAUAGUCGGAUAUUUAACGCAGAUAGCUUUUUUUGUCAGGACUUUCAGGUCUGGCCUGCAAUCCAAACCCUGACAACAGACCAUUACAGCAGGGGUUCUCAAACCUUUUGGGUCCAGGGACCCCUCAUAGUGGAGAAAUGUUUUCGACCGCAAUUAAGCAAAGUUGCCCAUUUUCAAGGGAAAGAAAAGUCCAAAUUUAAAGGUCCCAUAAAGGUCUAGUACUUGGGAUGUCAUAUUGGCUUUAUUGUGCCUCAGUAAACAUGUGAAAUAUGAAUUCAAAUUGUCCACGCAUUCCUCAGUUCCAGACUUUUUUUUUUGUGAGAGGCCUGAAAUCAGGUCAUUCGAAUUUCUCGAGUUUAGCUACGUCACUAGCGAAGCUCUCCGCCUACCUCUCCACUCCUGAGCCAGCGCUGUCGACAUAACAAACACGCGUGCGCUCACAAGUGGGUCUCCUACAUGGAGGCGACCAAUCAGAGGAAAGGGGGAGGUCUUAGACAAAUAUGGACAAAGCGGAUACAAAACUGGGUCAAACAGAAGUAGCUGUCAGAGGGCCCUUUUCUGGACACGCGUAUGACACAACCAAGGUGUUGUUUGAAAUGAAAUUGACACUUUUAUACUAAGUCCAUGUUAAAGAGUCAUUCUAUGGAGGUCAAAAUAGCCAAAAUAUGGGACCUUUAAGAAUAACACAAUAAUUUAAUUUUUUUGGGAUUAAUAUUUAUUAGAGGAAAAAAGUUGUGCUUUGAGAGUGAAGUCGUUUUUUGUCAGCAUACAAUGAAAUUUCACUGCAUCUCAAGACUGGACUUGGAAAGUAAACAAGUGACAAAAAAAAAACUAUGAAUAAAUCAACGACAUUUUUGCCAGUUAAAAAGACAGUUUUUUUUUUUUUUUAGAUUAAAGUAUUAUUUUCCAAGAUAAAGUCAUAACAUUAGGCGGCACGGUGCCUGACUGGUUAGAGCGUCAGCCUCACAGUUCUGAGGACCUGGCUUCAAUCCCCGGCCCCGCCUGUGUGGAGUUUGCAUGUUCUCCCCGUGCCUGCGUGGGUUUUCUCCGGGCACUCCGGUUUCCUCCCACAUCCCAAAAACAUGCAUGCUAGGUUAAUUGACAACUCUAAAUUGCCCGUAGGUGUGAAUGUGAGUGCGAAUGGUUGUUUGUUUAUAUGUGCCCUGCGAUGGGCUGGCAACCAGUUCAGGGUGUACCCCGCCUCCUGCCCGAUGAUAGCUGGGAUAGGCUCCGGCACGCCCGCGACCCGAGUGAGGAUAAGCGGCUCAGAAAAUGGAUGGAUGGAAGUCAUAACAUUAUGAUGUUAAAGGGAAAAUGUCAUAUUCUAUCAAUGGAAUAAAAAAAAAUACUUAUUUCUCAUAAUAAAACACCUUUUAUCCAGAUGAAGAUGGCUUUAUUUUCUUAAAAGUAGGACUAUGUUCUAAAAAAUAUACUUCCGCAAAAAAAAAAUGGGACAAUUUCUGUAAUAAUGUGCCUUUUUGUUUAAAACAAAAAGGAUUUCAUUUAGGCAAGGAUGUCUGAUUUAUAUGAUUAUGUGAAAGUGUUAAAGUUUGCACCCCCAUAUGUAGCUAUGCACUUUUUUAAAUGAUACAACAUUAUACAUUGCAAAUGUUUUUGUCCAGGCACCCCAGUUUGAGAACCACUGCAUUAAAAGAAAAUUUACAGCCAUACUGCACUCGCAUCUCCCUUGUUGUUGUUUAGAAAAAAAGAAAAAGAACGAAAAAAAAGAAUCCGGCUGUGUAACACAGGAGCCGAAGUGAAAUAUUCUCCUUUUACGGUGCUUGUCAGAAAUCGGUCGCCUGCGGAUUCAAAGUGCGUUUGGGCGGGUGCAAGCAGAAGGCAAACACGCAAAAACGGCAGCCAAAUUGGAUUCUUGUCAACAGCCAGGUCGGGCCCGAAAGUGAGCUGAAAAGGGGGCGGCGUUCAAGGCCACUUGCGCGGAAUUAAUGAUUUGUGUUGGGUCCGACACACGUGCACACACACACACACACACAGAAUAAACACACAAACUCAUCAUUGUCAUCCAUAUCGCUCCGCCUGCGUAUAAUCCUAAACACGUAUGUUAUUAUCUACGCAUUACUAUUUCUUAUAAGAAAAAGUGUCCACUGUAUAAUGGUGCUACUUUGUGAUGACGGGGGGGGGGGGGGG